AUGAACAAUGCUCUUGCUAUUAAGGAAAAUCUGAGGAGGAGGGGCAUGGGUGGGGAGACUGUCUGUGUGUUAUGUGAUCAUGCCAUGGAAAGUUCUUCCCACUUGUUUAGAGAUUGUAUAGUUGCUGCACAUGUGUGGAGAUCCUCCUCUUUGGGAGUUUCUACAACAACAAACACACACCUACAACUCAGAGAUUGGAUAAAGAAUUUUCUGAACUUCCUGUGGAAGGAAGAUGGGCGAGGGAGCAUAAGGGUGCUUACAUUUGUUGCCAUUCUUUGGUCUAUUUGGUUGCACAGAAAUAGUGUCAUAUUUCGGCACUCCACCAGGAAUCCUGAAUUAAUACUCCAAAUGGCUCGUCAGUUUGGGGAGCAGUGGAUGAAUGCAGCUCCUCUAAGAAAUAAGAUGAAGAUGUCUAGUAAAAGACACUCUAUAAUGCAACAUGAUGGAGAUGAAGAACAUGUUAUUCUCAAGGGGGUGGGUCACGAUCAUGACGCUAUUCUCGUUACCGAUGGAGCGUGGAAAAUGCAUAAGAAGAAAAAGUAUCCAAGGGCUGCAGCGGGCUGGGUACUAAAGAAGGGGAGCAUUCUGAUUCCUAAGGAUGGAGUCCGAAUAGAAGCCACGAACCCAAGUCAAGCGGAAGUUAAGGCGAUCUACAUGUGGUUAUCUUAUGCCAGUCAGCAAGAUGUUCAAGGUGUUAGGGUUUACACCGACUGUGUUGAAGCUAUUACUUCUAUAAGAGACUUCCCCCAUUGCAUAAUUGAGCUUGCUACUUUAUGUAGUGACAUCAGAAGAAUGGCGGAUAAGUUUAGGCAUUGCUCGAUUUAUAAAUGUACUAGGGAACGAGUUAAGGAGGCCCAUGUGCUAGCAACUCAUGCUAGACAAAGUGGGUGA
Molecule: messenger RNA, 891 nt
Organism: Spinacia oleracea (spinach)
Lineage: Eukaryota; Viridiplantae; Streptophyta; Magnoliopsida; Caryophyllales; Amaranthaceae
Exons: 1
Coding region: 1-891 (296 amino acids)
Molecular function (GO): RNA-DNA hybrid ribonuclease activity; nucleic acid binding
Source: RefSeq, a predicted model, not a curated record